AUGGAGGGACCUGCCACUGUGUACACUGACAGCAUGGAGAUACCUGCCACUGUGUACACUGACAGCAUGGAGAUACCUGCCACUGUGUACACUGACAGCAUGGAGGGACCUGUCACUGUAUACACUGACAGCAUGGAGAUACCUGCCACUGUGUACACUGACAGCAUGGAGAUACCUGCCACUGUGUACACUGACAGCAUGGAGAUACCUGCCACUGUGUACACUGACAGCAUGGAGGGACCUGCCACUGUGUACACUGACAGCACGGAGGGACCUGUCACCGUGUACACUGACAGCAUGGAGAUACCUGUCACCGUGUACACUGACAGCAUGGAGGGACCUGCCACUGUGUACACUGACAGCAUGGAGAUACCUGCCACUGUGUACACUGACAGCAUGGAGAUACCUGCCACUGUGUACACUGACAGCAUGGAGGGACCUGCCACUGUGUACACUGACAGCACGGAGGGACCUGUCACCGUGUACACUGACAGCACGGAGGGACCUGUCACCGUGUACACUGACAGCAUGGAGAUACCUGUCACCGUGUACACUGACAGCAUGGAGGGACCUGUCACCGUGUACACUGACAGCAUGGAGAUACCUGCCACUGUGUACACUGACAGCAUGGAGAUACCUGCCACUGUGUACACUGACAGCAUGGAGGGACCUGUCACUGUAUACACUGACAGCAUGGAGAUACCUGUCACUGUGUACACUGACAGCAUGGAGGGACCUGUCACUGUGUACACUGACAGCAUGGAGGGACCUGUCGCCCUGUACACUGACAGCAUGGAGGUACCUGCCACUGUGUACACUGACAGCAUGGAGGGACCUGCCACUGUGUACACUGACAGCAUGGAGGGACCUGCCACUGUGUACACUGACAGCACGGAAGGGACCUGCCACCGUGUACACUGA
This is a messenger RNA of Pelobates cultripes (western spadefoot toad), 921 nucleotides long. Lineage: Eukaryota; Metazoa; Chordata; Amphibia; Anura; Pelobatidae. The record is from the annotation of a GenBank genome assembly.